UAUAUACAAAGACAGCCCAAUUUGAAGACCUACUGAAAACUACGCACUAUACGAAACCAAAGAGAAAUCGCAGAAGGAAACAGAGAUUUUCUAGGGAAAAGGGCAAGAAAAUCGAUUGGAGAGCACGACAAAAUUCUAUUGAGCAAGCAAGAAAGAUCAAAUUGAUACAAUUUAUCACCCGUGAAAUACAUCGAUGGCAACUCAAACCAGAGGCCUAAUUCGAGACCAGAAUCUAAAUGUUCACUUUGAUGCGGCUCCUCUUGGGCUAAAGUCCAAUGUCUCGAAGGCACAAAAGAAUGGAGGGCUUGGUGGAAGGAAGGCACUUAAUGAUAUAUCUAACUCGGGGAGGCCUUCCACACUUCAGACAUCAAAGAAGCACAACUCGAAGAAUGUGAUCUCUAUUGGAGGAGCUAUUGGUCCCUCUAAAAUGACAUCUUCCUUUGGAGGAAAAAGAAAUGUUUCGAAGGGUCCAGAGAAAGCGCAAGCUGGUGGCAGGAAAGCACUCAGUGACCUCACAAACUCUGGGAAACAUCCACAUGUGCAUCAGGCAUCGAAAAAGAGUCAGGAUAAGAAGUUGAGUGUUGUUGCAGAAGAACAAAUUCUUCCCCGUAAUGUUUCAGAGGAACGAUUUCUGCAUGAUCAUCAGGAAUGCAUCAAGGCACAAGGGAAUGCCAUUGGCAUGGAUUAUUUUCUGAAGACAGUUGGACUAGAUAACGAUGAUUACUUCAUGCAGUUAGGCUCUCCACUGUCGGGGAAAUUGAAGCCUGAGAGUCCCCUGAGGUACUUGGAAAUGGAAGAGAUGUUUGAGCUUGGGUAUGAAGAUCAAUCUCAAUGGAAGAAGCCUAGUGGACAAACUCCUUGUGGAAGUCCGAAAUCACCCACUCCCUGUAUGCAGUCGAAGGAUUACAACUUUCCCAAUUUCACGUUGAUGGAGUCACCGUAGGUCGGUACACAUUUUGACCUCACUAAAUAAAUGUUUAUGCUUUUCUUUUUGGGUUUUCAUUUGUGAGAUUUGCACCUUACCUUUUGAGACGAUGAAACCAUACUUGUUGAAAUUACUGUUUCAAGUAGAUUGAUUCUGAUAGUUGAAGCUUCUAAUUUGAUUAGGACAUACAAACUAUAAUUCGGGUAUGGUAAA
This is a messenger RNA of Camellia sinensis, 1138 nucleotides long. RefSeq lists its product as uncharacterized. The record is from RefSeq and is a predicted model, not a curated record. Gene Ontology annotation, biological process: regulation of mitotic cell cycle. NCBI's taxonomy places the organism in Eukaryota, Viridiplantae, Streptophyta, Magnoliopsida, Ericales, Theaceae.